UUUUCUUUUUGCCUUUGUUAGUUUUCUAGGUCACUAUUAAUAUAGUUGUUUAAUAUAAACAGAUUUAUAAAGUUUAUAAAAAAAAAAUACGAGAGUAAUGGGAGAACCGCAGGCGGGUGAGCCAUUAUGGUGGAAAGCCCUAGAAAAUCUGGAAAUUGAACAUGAAAAAAUUGAAGAUAAUGAACUCAUGUCAACUUGGAAUGGUUCAUCCCAAGGAGACGGUGUUCCCAAAUAUGGAUGGAGAAUCGCCCUCAGUCAUAAAUUUAGAGAAAAACGUACUCCAUGGACUGUACCAAAAAUACACCAGGUUCCAGCAUUGGUGGGACUCUCUUACCGUUAUAUCAAAUUUCAUCGUAAAUUAAAGCGUAUUAAUCGUCGUCCAUGCAUGGAUUUCUUCAACCAACAACCACUGCGACAAAUUUAUGGUGUCCCUCUUGGGGGAAUCGGGGGCGGGUCAAUCAACCGUGGCUGGCAGGGUGAAUUCUGUCGAUGGCAGUUACGUCCGGGGGUUUAUGAGUUUGUAACUACAUUGGCAAAUCAAUUUAUUGUUUGUAUUCGUAAAAAUGGAACCACUGUAUAUCAACAAGUUUUAAGUGUUCACAGUACCCCAGCGAAACAUCUAAAAAGUUGGAAAUGGGAGUUUCCUGGUUCCCAAGCUUUUUAUCAUGCUUUGUAUCCGCGUGCGUGGACCGUAUAUGAAAUUCCAGAACAUAAAGUUGUAUUAACCUGUAGACAAGUAUCUCCUGUAAUUCCCAAUGAAUAUAAGGACUCGAGUAUUCCUGCCGCUGUUUUUUCAUGGAGUAUUGAAAAUAGAUCUGAAAGUGAUUUAGAAGUAUCCAUUGUUAUGACAAUGGAAAAUGGUAAUGGCACAAAAAAAUCAAGACUACAUCAUUCUGGACAUUUUAAUGAAGAAUUUGAUGAUGAUAAAAAAUGCAGUGGUGUAGUUAUGCAUAACUUUACAUAUGAGAAAAUGCCGUACACAAUGACAGUUGCUGCAUCUGAUAAGCCAGAAAUGAAAGUUUCAAAAUGUAUUUCUUUUGACCCAACUUCAGAUGGAUCCACAAUUUGGAAUGAAUUGCAUGAACAUGGCCACUUUGAUUCUACAAAUGACAUAAGUGAAAAUACUUCUCGUGGAGAAUCUAUUGCCUGUGCAGUUGCUGUUGAAACCACUGUAAAAUCAAAAACUCUUCAAAAAAAUGUUGAUUUUGUUUUAUCCUGGGAUAUGCCAAUAGUAUAUUUUGGUUCAAAGGAAAUUUCUCACCGCCGUCGAUAUACUCGUUUCUUUGGGGCAUCCGGUAUCGCUGGACCCAAAAUUGCGUUGUAUGCGCUUCAAAACUAUCAAGAUUGGGAAGAAAAAAUACGAUCAUGGCAAGAACCAAUUCUGUCAAAUUCCCGCUUACCACUGUGGUACAAAUCUGCCAUAUUCAACGAGUUGUAUUACAUCAGUGAUGGAGGGACAAUUUGGCUUGAAAUAGAUAAAACUGAUACAGAAUCAAUUAGCAUUUCAAAUCAUAUAAAUAAGCACAAUGCAUCAAAAGAAACAGAUGUGGAUCAUCUCAAAACAGUGAAAUUUUGAAAAGAAUUUGGAAGAUUUGCGUAUCUUGAAGGCCAAGAAUAUAGGAUGUUCAAUACAUAUGAUGUUCAUUUUUAUGCAUCGAUAGCUCUUGCUGCAUUAUGGCCCAAGCUUGAGCUAAGCUUACAGUAUGAUAUUGCUACAAGUAUUCUAAGGGCUGAUGAUACACGAUUUCGUUUUAUAAUGGAUGGUCAUAGAAAACCUGUUAAAACGACAGGAGUGGUUCCACAUGAUGUUGGGGAUCCUGAAGAUGAACCUUGGACGAGAGUUAAUGCGUAUUUUGUUCACGAUACAGCAUCUUGGAAAGAUUUAAAUCCUAAGUUUGUUUUGCAAGUUUUUCGAGAUUACCACAUCACAAAAAAUCGUAAAUUUCUUGAGGACAUGUGGCCAGUUUGUUUGACAGUUAUGGAAAUGAGCAUGAAACAUGAUAAAGAUGGAGAUGGUCUUAUUGAAAAUGGUGGAACCGCAGAUCAAACUUUUGAUGGUUGGAGUGUCACUGGUCCAAGUGCGUAUUGCGGUGGUUUAUGGAUUGCCGCAUUGCGAUGUACCAUCGAGGCAGCAAAUAUCUUGGACCGGCAAGAAGAUAGUUUAAAAUACAAGGAAAUUUUAGAAAGAGCCACAAAGGCUUACGACAAAAAGUUAUGGAAUGGUGAAUAUUUCAAUUAUGAUAGCAAUAAACACAGCAAUCAUAGUGACAGCAUUAUGGCUGACCAAUGUGCAGGUCAGUGGUAUUUACUCGCUGCGGGAAUAGCUGAUGUCAUACCAGGAGAUAAAAUUCUUAGCUGCUUGAGAAAAGUUUAUAACUUUAAUGUGGAAUUGUUUGCUGAUGGAAAACGAGGCGCAGUUAACGGAAUGAGACCAAACGGGAAAGUUGAUCAAUCGAGCGUUCAGUCAGAUGAAGUUUGGACUGGGGUAACAUAUGCUGUUGCGGCAACGAUGCUUCAUAAAGGAAUGUUGAAAGAAGGUUUCAAAACGGCCCAAGGAAUGUAUAAAAGUGUUUGGGAAGAGACUGGUAUGGCAUUUCAAACACCAGAAGCGAUUUUGAAACACAGUCAUUACCGAUCUCUAGCGUACAUGCGCCCAUUAAGUAUAUGGGGCAUGCAAUAUGCACUGGAAAACACAGACAAUGAUGACAUUGCUUCAGAAUAAGCUUUAAUUAUUUUGGCAAGGGUUUUUAAACUAAAAAAAUUUUUAAUUAUUUAAAAUGUCAUUACUUUUUGUAGUAUAACCUUUUCAUUUAAAUCUUCAUUAUUUGAAGGUCAGUUUCUUUGAUCAGUGAUCAGCAUUUUUUUCCUUCUUUUGCAUAUGUCCAACAACUAUAAUUAUGGCAUUGUUAUUUCUACCUGUUUCCAAUAUGAAAGUACAGUAACACUUAGUGAAUUACACAUAUCAAUGAAUUAUGAAUGUCCUUUUCAUGUGAUAGUGAAGCAUUUUUUGCAAAUAAUUUCGUUUUGAAUAUUAUAAUUUUUUGUUUUAGAAAUACUGAAAGCAUUUCAUGAGUAUUAGCAAACUUAGGAUCAUUCACAAAUCAACUUCAUCCAGAAGCAGUAAUUUUGCUCUUUUUUUACUUUUCCAUUCAAAUUUUAUUUGGACUUUUAUUUAGCUACAAUUACUAAAAAAAAUUCUUUGCUGUUUUAAACUUCACAGAAAUCAAUUUAGGAAUUAUACUAAAUUUACAUGGUGAUAUACAUAUUUAGUGAGUUCCUAUUUCAAAAUGAUUGAGGUAGAACUAAAAAAUUAUCAUUUGUUCAUCAUCCCACUAUUGAAUUUUCCAUAAAUCAUCAAAUAUACUGAUAGUUUCUAUUGGUUAUCAAACACACUGUGUGUAUAUUCGAAACACUGUGUGUAUAUUCGAAAAUCGAAAUAAUCUAUAGUAAAAGUUUGUUCACCUCCUUAGGCAAACAAUGAAACAUUCUAGCUUUAUAUGUAACUAAUUUCGUAAAUGAGAGAUACGUGUAAGAUGUGACUACUUUUGUCAAUAUCAAAAAAUACUUAGCGGUAUGUGGUCAUGCGGAUAUGAAUUGUUAUAAUUCCAUAUUUGGAAAUUGGCUUAUUUUGUGACGGUUUGCAAGUAUAUAACUGAUGAAAUGUUUUCAAACACUGAAUGCACUUGACUUCUAUGAAUAAUUCAUGUACUGAUGUGUAUCAGGAAGAUGACUCAUUGUUAACUGAUGAGUCAUAUUUGUUCAAUUUUUUGUGCCAUAUUAUGUAAUGUAUGUACAUUCUACAAUACUACUAUUCAUAUAUUAUGUUUCCCUGAGCAGGGAUAUUGUGUAUUAUACUGCAGGCCCUUUCUCCUUGUUUACUUCCUACUUCAGAUCUGUAUGUAUCCCUUACAACAGGAAUGUUUGGUUGAGAUAGUAUUAAAAACCCUUCGCACAUAAGAAUACUUUUUUAAAUAUGGAAUAUAGAAUAAAACCAUUCAAAUAAAAAGUUCUAUUCUCAAUAUUUGGUACAUUCAUUUUUAUUCGGAAGAUAUUGUACAUUUGUGGAAUUUUUUAUUUCAAAAUUCUGCUCGAUAUAUAGAUUCAUUACAUAUAUUUGGUUUAUUAUUCGUAUUUACUAACACUCGCAAAGAUUUAUUUAGGCUUAUCACAAUAGUUUUAAUUUAUGGUUACUGGAUUUUUCUUGCCAGGUAUAAACCAUAGAUGCCUUGCCGGUAUGUUUACCAUUUUGCUGAUAUUUAUCUGUUUAAUUUUCCAAUAUGUAUAUAACAAACAAUAAAUAAGGGUGACAGUGUAUUUUAAACAUAUAUACGGUAUCUCACACACUUCGUUCUGUAAUCGUUCAAUAGUACUUAUUUUUUUUAAUAUUUCGAUUUUCUGUUUCUAUAUGAAGCAUGUAACCUAGUGUUAUGUUUAGCAUUUUUUUUAAAUCAAUUUUGGAGAUAUAUGGAUAUUUUAUGCAAUCUAAAAAGUUUAAUUUCUGAUGGUAUUUCUUUUCCCCCUGCCCCCCAAGGGUUUAUACUCGAUAAAAUAACCCCCAGUAAUGUUUGGAAAUGAGCUAGAGAAAUAUUAUAUCCUUAACAAUCACAAUAUAUACCGGUAUUUAAAUAGGACUAGUUCAUCUAAGAUCUAAAAUGUAUAUUGUCAUCCAUUAGAUUUAUAACAUCCAUCAUGUUCAUAGCAAGCACACUGUUAACUAAAUAAAAUACUUCAAUUUAUUCAUAGAAUGUUCUCUAUCUACAUCAAUCUCAUAAUUUGCCAUCACAAGUGCAUAAUUACUGGUAGUGGUAUGUUCUUAAUGGCUGCCACAGGUGUGCUCAUAAACAUCUGUUUUUACAAUUAUAUUGAAAAACAGAUGGCAAGCUUUACCAUAAAAAAUUGAUAACUCUAAAUUUGAAAAUAGUCUGUUCUGUAGACGAGUAUACAUCCAAUUGAUAGAACAAGUGUGAAAUAUUUAGUAGUAGUGUAGGGGGCUGGCAAUGCUUCUCUCUUUCCUCUUAUUUAUGGAUCAAACGAAAUUAUGAUUUGUGAUCAAUAAAGAAUGUUAGAUAUUUACGUUUAUUCCAUUAUCGUAAAUAUAGCAAACAAUUCAUUCUGAUCUUUUUUUUGAUUUGUUACUUACUUUUUUUUCCCCUAGAUUUGCCAUUCUUUAAUGUGCAAUGUCCAUAAUUUAAUUUGCUAAAGUUUCAGUUUUUCCAGAUUUAAUUUUUUUUUGAAUGAAUUAUAUGAAUCAUUCUACUAUAUUAUAUAGUAAAAUACUUUCUUGCUGGUGUCCAUUUAAUCACUUCGCUUUGAUUGACUCUCAAAGAAUUGAAUCAUUCUUCAUUGAUAUAUUUCUGUGAGUCAUACACUCUAUCAUAAUAAUUAGCAAAGAAAUUGUACUGAAAGUACUUUUUGUUUUCUGUUUCUAACAGAAAAUCUUAUAGUUCACUUAUUAGGUAAUCACGUUUAUUUUGAGCAUUAUUUUUUUAUGUUUCACUGUAUAGACAACUUCUUCCUGUGACUAUAAAGGAUUAUUACUGAAAAUUUUAAAUGUAUCAGUUCCAUUAUUCUUCUGUAUAUGACUUGUUAUUUAUCACUAAUGAUACAGAUUCAUAGCAUGAUAUACACCCUGAUGAAAAAGGAAAAAGAAAAAUAUUUGAAAAAUUGACAAUUUUGUAUUUAUCAACUUUGGAUAAAAUAAAAGUAUCUGUCAUUGUCGGGGAUGUUUUUCUGGCUCUGUUAUGUAGCAUUAAUUAGUUAUGGUUCAAUUGGAUCGUCUUAAUAAAAUUACCCAAUUUACUACUGUAAAAAUACAUUGAUAUUUGAACUCAUUAUCAUAUGUAUUCUUUGCAUUUGCUGAGUGAUACCCUUGAAUUGAUUCCUUAAAGAAGUAAGAUUCGUUGUCAUAUCUUUGUAAGGAAAUUUGGUAGCAAUAGCAAUAUUACUAAUUGUGGUUCAUCUUUAAUAAGAUAUAGUUCCCGGCUGUUCUUAACUUACUAGUAUCAUUUCUUAUGCUUUGUUCCGCAUUUUGUUGCAAUAAUAUAAACCAACCAAAAUUGAUGAUGCAUAUUGUUUUGUAUAUUUCAUUUUUAUAUUUCUAUUAUUCUAGUGCUCAUUGUACUUCAUAAUUACUCAUUGAACGAGUUAAGCCUAGCAUUAUAGAUUUUCAUAAAUGGAUGAUUUUGUACUCCUUUUGUAGUGUAAUUGAGGUUAGAGACACUGAAAAGAAAAAGUGUAUUCUUAGUGUCUUCAUUGUAGUCUGUUUACUUGUAUCUACAUUUUUUUUUCCAAAUAGACCUGUUAUCUAUUAAUUUAAAAUAAUUUGAUAAGAAUGUACUAAAAAUUUGAAAUGAACUGUUUUGGUGUUUAAAAACUUUUACCAGCAGGUGUCAGUCGGCCAUCCAUACACAAUGCUUGUAAAAGCAUCUUCCGUCCAGAAAAAAAUUACGGGAAUAUUUUUUACUUUUAUUUUUGGAAAUUGUUUCCUUAGUGUGUACAUUAAUCUAUUUUCCAAUAAAUAUCAAAAUAUGUAUUUA
Molecule: messenger RNA, 6536 nt
Organism: Styela clava
Lineage: Eukaryota; Metazoa; Chordata; Ascidiacea; Stolidobranchia; Styelidae
Product: non-lysosomal glucosylceramidase-like
Biological process (GO): carbohydrate metabolic process; central nervous system development; glucosylceramide catabolic process
Cellular component (GO): membrane
Molecular function (GO): beta-glucosidase activity; glucosylceramidase activity
Source: RefSeq, a predicted model, not a curated record